UGCUGCCUAGCCUAGGACUUAGCUUUCGCCGUGCCACACUGCUCUUCGCGGGCUCCGCCUCGGUCGAAAGCCCGAGCGCGAUCGGGGGCCGCCGCGCGCUGCUGUAGCGUAGAUUGGGAGGAAGGGGGGAGCAAGCGGGCGGUAGGAGCCGAGGCGGCAUGGAGGCAUCCGCCGCGGCGGAGCUGGAGGCCGCGGAGAGGGUGGUCAUGCGGUGGGGCUCCACGGCGGCGUCCCCGGGCGGCGGGGCCGGGGACGAGCAUGCGAUGCUGUUCGGCGGCGCCGGCGACCGCGUGGAGGCGGAGCGGUUCCUCCAGGCGGUGGACGACAUUCGCCGCCUGGCGCCGCCGUCGGCGGCGGGCUACGCCUGCGCCUCGGUCCAGGUGGCGAUGGCGCGGCUCGAGGACGAGCUCCGCCACGUGCUCGCGGCGCGCGCGCUCGACCUCGAGAUCGAGGCGCUUGCUGGCCUCAGCUCGCUCACCCCGUCCGGCGGCCGGCGGAACUCCGAUGCCACGCGGGCGGCGGCGGAGGAGGACGACGACGACGACGGCAGCGGCUCCGUGUCGUCCUCCGUCGGCCGCCGCCGCACCUACCGCUCACUGCUGAGCAUCCGCGAGGUCGACCUGUACCCCGCGGACGCCAUCUCCGACCUCCACGCCAUCGUCUCCUGCAUGUCCGAGGCGGGGUACGGCCGCGAGUGCGUCCAGGUGUAUGCCUCCGUCCGCAAGCCGGCCGUCGACUCCGCCCUCCGCCGCCUCGGCGUCGAGAAGCUCAGCAUCGGCGACGUCCAGCAGCUCGAGGGGGACGCCCUCGAGGCGAAGGUCCGCCGCUGGAUCCGCGCCGCCCGCGCCGCCGUCCCCGUCUUCGCCAGCGAGCGCCGCCUCUGCUUCAACAUCUUCCGCGACCUCCCGCUGUGCGAUUCCGCCGCCGCCGCCACCGCCACCGCGGCUGUCGCCACCCACGACGCGCCUUUCACCGAGGCCGUCAAGGGCGCGGCGCUGCAGCUCUUCGGCUUCGCCGAGGCCAUCAGCAUCGGGCGCCGCUCCCCCGAGAAGCUGUUCAAGAUCAUCGACCUGCACGACGCGCUCUCCGACAUGUUGCCUGACAUCUCUGACAUCUUUGCGGCCUCCAAGGCCGCCAAGUCCAUAUACGUGCAGGCUGCCGAGAUCAGGUCGCCGCUGGCCGACGCCGUGCGCGGGAUACUCUCCGAGUUCGAGAACGCCGUGCUCCGCGACCCCUCCAAGACUCCGGUGCCGGGCGGCACCAUCCACCCGCUCACUCGCUACGUGAUGAACUACAGCAGCCUCAUCUCGGACUACAAGACCACGCUCUCCGAGCUCAUCAUCUCGCGACCAUCAGCUACCUCCCGAAUUUUCGCUGAGGGCAAUGAGGCCGCACCGGCCUUCCCCGAUCUCGACCUGCCCGACCCUGACAGUCAGCUGCCCCUUGCCGCUCACCUCGUCUGGAUCAUUGCUGUUCUUGAGCACAACCUUGAGAGCAAGGCGUUACUCUACAAGGAUGCAGCACUGUACCACUUGUUCCUCAUGAACAACGUGCAUUACAUCGUGCACAAGGUGAAGGAUUCAGCUGAGCUCCGGGGGCUGAUUGGGGAUGAGUACUUGAAGCGGCUCACGGGGAAGUUCCGGCUGGCAGCCACAAGCUACCAGCGAAUCGCAUGGCUGAAGAUUCUGAACUGUCUCAGAGAUGAGGGCCUCCAUGCCAGUGGUGGCUUCUCGUCCGGGGUAUCGAAAUCUGCACUGCGGGAGCGAUUCAAGGCUUUCAAUAGCGCAUUCGAGGCGGCACACAAGAUCGAGUCCGCCUGGUAUGUGCCGGACACACAGCUGAGAGAAGAGCUUAGGAUCUCGAUUUCGGAGAAGCUGCUCCCAGCGUAUCGUUCCUUCCUUGGCAGGUUCCGCCAUCACAUAGAGAAUGGCAGGCACCCAGAGAUGUACAUCAAGUAUUCGGUUGAGGAUCUUGAGAUAGCAAUGGAAGAUUUCUUCGAGGGGGCUCCAUCAUCGCCGCAUAACCGGAGGAGAUCUCAUGGAUGAAAGCGAUGGCUUCAAAAGGCUGGGUGUUCGUGCCUUGUAUUCUUUAAUUCUUUUGGGGGAAGGCCAACAGGUGCAGUCGGGUCUUCUGUUUUGUUCUUCUGAGACUCAAGGCUAUAGUUGGUGGUGAUGAUUUCUUCGAUUAGAGGUAAUCUGAAGCGGGAUCAGGAUCUUGACAAAGCUGCCAAAAGUCCCGUUUCUUCUUCCACUGUAAGCGAGCUGCUUGUUCAUUUGUUACAAUAUGCUCUUUCAUUUUUUUUUUGCGAGGAGCAUGUUCAUAUAGGAAUGUUCUUUCAGUCAUGUAACAUAGUUGUAACCUGUAACUUAAUUGUUUGACAUGUACAGUA
This is a messenger RNA of Panicum hallii, 2389 nucleotides long. RefSeq names its product exocyst complex component EXO70B1-like. Bases 159 to 2045 code for a protein of 628 amino acids. NCBI's taxonomy places the organism in Eukaryota, Viridiplantae, Streptophyta, Magnoliopsida, Poales, Poaceae. Gene Ontology annotation, molecular function: phosphatidylinositol-4,5-bisphosphate binding. The record is from RefSeq and is a predicted model, not a curated record. The transcript has a single exon. Gene Ontology annotation, biological process: exocytosis. Gene Ontology annotation, cellular component: exocyst.